Molecule: messenger RNA, 1164 nt
Organism: Suillus discolor
Lineage: Eukaryota; Fungi; Basidiomycota; Agaricomycetes; Boletales; Suillaceae
Exons: 3
Coding region: 1-1164 (387 amino acids)
Source: RefSeq, a predicted model, not a curated record
AUGCAGUCGAAACAUUCCUCGCUGGACAUUCUCAUCGACGCUCGCGAUCCAAAAUCGCGUGAAUUGAUCGGGCAAGAUGUUCGCCUUAUUUACAACUCAAGGAAGUCUAAAUGUCUCUACCUUCAGAUGGACCGAUGGCGUUCGCUGGAGGUCACCAGCGAUACUUUGAAGCCACUUUGUGCUGCACUUCGACUUCUCAGCUCGCACAAUCCGACUCGAGGUGGUUCAGCAGCUUCGUGUCUUGAGUUCAUCAAGCUCAAGCGAUCCAAUGACUUUUACCAUGCCCAUGCAGAACAAUUCCUCCCUCCUCUGGAGCUUGAUAGUGUCCCAUUCGCCAUCUUGACUGGCGCGUCUGAUCAAGACACCCUUGCGCAAGUUCCUGCGCCAUGUCACCCCCUCCCGAAACUGCGACACGUGGAUAUCUUUGGUAUUCCGUUGAACUGGGCAGGUUUCAUUUGUACCCUUGGUGUGGGUCACUGCAUUCAGUCAUUGGAGCUUUCGUACCACGACAGAACUCUCAGGCCAACGUUUGAUCAGUUUUCAGCAAUAAUCAAUGUGUGUCCUCUGCUGCGAAGACUUCUCAUUAGGGAAUCUGGGCCGGUCCUUUCGCAGCCAUAUCACUGUCGCGGUGUCGUGUCACUUCCGAUGCUUGAGGAGCUUCACUUGGGGUAUGUGGGGUAUGUCGAGAUGGAUUCGUUGAUCGCGCUACUCAGUCGCCUUGACACCCCAAACCUUGUCGCACUUUCCAUCGAGGACGUAAAUCCCAUCAUUCCACGAGCUAUCAGCAAAACCAGCACAAACAUUGAAAGUCUCCUCAGCUACUGUGCAACUGGCUUCAGCAAGCACCCGGCAGCCGUCAGCAGAACUGGCUUGCUGUUUCCAAAGCUUCACAUCUUCAUGUCUGCUUUCUCUAAGCUGCAUGAUCUGUUGCUACUUCGCACACCAAAUGCGCUGGCAGCUCUCCUGCUGGAUGUGGACGCAACUAUACCCCUCCAUUCCAUCAUGUCCAUCCUGGUCUCUCCUGUCACACAACCAGAGUUCCUGAAGCUGAAGCAACUUAAGAACGUAGACCUUGUGUUGAUGGGAGACGUUGAAGAGUUGAGUCCUUCCAUAUCUUACCCGACAAUAUCAGAGAGUUACUACUAUGAUUGGGCUACCUGGUGA